AUGGGUUCACAGAGACUCACGUAUGAACUUGAUGAGAAGGGCAAGUAUACGUCUCGCCGGACUCACGACUUGGCCUAUCUACCUGCGGCCAGCCGCCUCAAGACAAUCGCGGUCCAUAUCCCCGAGUCUUCCAAGUCGUACAUGCGACGCAAGCAUGAACCCCCAAAGAUCAUCGAGUACUUGGAAGAGAUCACGCGAGACCAGCCAAACUACCGACUCUUCCGCGAGCUACGUAGUCUUCAGGGGUUAGACUAUGUGUGUUGUCUUCGUGGUCUGAGAGAAGUCACAUUCUGGGAUUAUGACAGGUGGCUGAACGAGGAAGCAAAGAUGCCAGUCCGCGACUGGACUUUCGUUCGGGACAUCAACGAUUGUGUGCGUCGAGAGAAAUCGCACAACAAUGAGCACUUCUCUCAGAUUCGCUACUUGGCACCGGUAAUGAAAGGGUGUCGUCCCAGUAUCGCGCUCGCGGCGAGACUUGAAGCAUUCGUCAAUCCACCGCCUCGGCCUGCAGGACUCCUUACGCUUUCACCUGACGGUGAGCUUCUGUAUCCACAACCUCAGGCUUCUGUGAACCAUCUCAUCGUUCUCUACGAUUCUGAUGAUGAGGAUCAUCCUGAUACUGAUGACACUGGUGAAGCUGAAGCUUCCAGUAAUGAAGGCUCAGGCGAUGAGGGCUCGGGUGAUGAAAGCGAUGCUGACGACAGCCCGGAUCACGAUGAUGGUGGUGAUGCAGAUGGUGUUGUUGCUAAUGGCAAUCUCGAGACUAUUGAUAUCAGUGAUGAUGAGGCUGAUGAUGAGGAUGAUGAUCAUGGCGAAGCCGGAGAUGUCGCACCAGAAACAACCAACACGACAGAAGCCGACAGGGUGGCUAUGCCGCCUCCAACAGCCCCUGUUCGUGCGAAUUCGCGUGGGCAGGAAACAUCGCCGCCGUUAUUCAUGCAGAGUGCUACCCCAGAGUCUCCGCGUCCAAUGUUUGUCCAGAAGCUGGAAACACCGUCGUCACCAGGUGCCUCAUCUCACACCGAAGGCACUCCAGCAAGAGCAAAGCGUGAGGAGAGUUCCUUGUUUGUAGGCUCUCCUCUUCACGGGGGUCGAGAUUCACCUAUCGACAUGACUCAGGAUGCCGACAUGCCAUCUCCUGAAGGGCAAAACAAAAGAUCUUUUGCCUCCUACAGCACGGUUGAUGAAAACGACGAGUGUCUUUACAUGGGUAGCUCGCCCAAGAGAGCAAAGACCGAAGAAGAUGAUGGUGUCGAUGGCGGCAGUGGUAGUGGAAAUGCUGCUAAUGCGAGCUCUGGGCCGUUCAUCAUAAAUGAUGAUGAUUGA
This is a messenger RNA of Fusarium graminearum PH-1, 1326 nucleotides long. RefSeq lists its product as uncharacterized. The record is from RefSeq and is a predicted model, not a curated record. The coding region runs from base 1 to 1326 and encodes 441 amino acids. NCBI's taxonomy places the organism in Eukaryota, Fungi, Ascomycota, Sordariomycetes, Hypocreales, Nectriaceae. The transcript has a single exon.